GGAGAGGAGAAGGAGGUGAUGGCGACCUGGGGAGGGGGAGACCGCUCCGUCUGGCAGGCGCCACCCGGGCUGGGGUCACCUUUUCAGGUGGCUUAACGGCUCUGGAGUGGACGUGUACCCCCGGCUCUUCGCCGUGUUCGGGACCCAGACCCUCCCCUCCCCAGAGAACCUGGACACAGCUUACCUUCCUCAUCUAUAACGAGCGUGCGGCGAGGGGAUUGAGGGCAGGAUGGAGGGCGGGGAUGACUUCCUUUUUUAAAGAACGGAAACCUGGCACGGUUUCUAGGGAGGAAUGUGUGUCCCUCCUUGUCCCCUUUGCUCCCUGCAGCAGGCUAGAACCCCCUCAGGCCCCGGUCUGUGGACUCAGGAGUGAGGCCACUUCCAGGAGGGCCUUUUAGACUAGUGAGGGGCCUCUGGAGAACUGGCAGUCGCCUGGGUUCCCAAGACUGCUUUUGAGUGAAGAGCUACUUCCGGGUUCUGCGUUAGAUAAAGUACUUAGGGUCUUCUGCUGUCCAUCUGCUUUGCGGUGCAAGGUGAUCGUUCUUGCCAGGUUAUUAAAUUUAUGUCAUAAUCUUCCACUAAAAGUUAUGCAGAUUCUCCAGUCUUUGCAGCUUAGUUUUCUCCCCCGCCUUUUUAUUUUUCUUUUAAAGAAAUACUGAAAGGAGGUGGAAUGCUUUGGUGUGCUGACAGUGGGUUUUUUUAGUGUCGGGCAUAUGCAUUUCUUCUAAGUUAGGGUCUCACAUGUCGAUGUCGAGGGUAGAUUUUUGGAUUCACGUUUUCCUAAGUGAUUUGGGACAGUUUGGGCCUUGGAAGAGAGAGAUACGGCAGCAUUUGAAAAUAAUUUGGAUGAGUGUUAUUUGUACUUAAUUUCUUUAUAUUAAAUCCAAAGCUUAGAUUUAUCCCUUGGAAAAAAAUAGAGUAACUGUCAAAAAUGAGUACCCUGUUUGAUCUUCAUGUAGUGAAGUGUGUACAAAGAAAUGAGCCCCCCUUUUUUUUGUUGUUUUAUAACCAUAACCCAUAGGUGAAGAAUUAAUAGAGUCCAGUUAACGUAGAUACAAUGGCAAGAUUAUUUUAUUUGUAACAACAAGUAUGACAAAAUACAGAGUGAAGUAUGUUCAGGUUAUUUACACUGUACUGUAAUUUCCUCAUAUUCUACCCUUUAGUAGUGGGAGAUUUUUCUUCUAAAGACUGGAAAAGAACUAGAUUAAGAAAUGAACUGAAAGAUUUUUAACUUAAGUCGGUCAUUGCAAACCAAUGUAAUUACCAGUUAUUUAUAAUUUUUAGAUGUCAGUAUAUACUGAAAAUGCUGCCUUUUCCCAUUUUAGCAGUUGCUUUGUACCAACAAGUAACUAAAGUUAAAUAUAUGUGUUGACUUUAAGAACAGAAGAGGCCCCAGGCAGUGAUUCACACCUGUGGGGUUUUUUGUUCUUAGUUUAAGGGUUACUGUGAAUGUCUAAAGCAGAGCAAAAUGUUGAUCAUUUAGUUUGAAAACAGGUUUAAUUCUAUGCUGGAUUUUAUUUUUCCUGCAUCGAAAGGACAUUGGCCUAGGUUCUGUGGAUAUUGAUUGAUAUCCAUCAUUAAUGUCUGAAACGGAAGGUUUCACACAUUAGGAUCACAGUUAUUGGGUAUCAGAGUUUACAGUGUCUUCCUUCAUCAGUCAUGUGAUCUGACCAGUGAUGUUCUGAUUAAUAAAACUGCAUUCUAAAUGCAAAGCUUGCAAGGCAGAUUUUCUGGAACUGGUACCUCAAGUAAGCAAAAGAAAUGAAUUUAUUUCCAUGUUCAUUUCAGAUGCUUUGUGGGAAAUUUCAGUGGAGAUGUCAAUAUUUUGGCACAGAUGUCCAAGAAGUGACAGUGCUGAAGGGAUUUAACUCUACAUGUCUGGCACAGAUCUGCGGCUCCUAAGAUUGCCAAUAGAUCAUUUGAAGCAUGAUUUAUAAAGAAAGUCAGAUCUCAAGGGUGUGCUGCAAGAUGUCUUAAGUCUUAACUCAGAGAUGGCAGUGAUUGAAACAUAGUGUGGGAAGGAAGAACAAUAUAUAAAGAAGAAGAAACAGCUGUAUUGAGGUAUAAUUUUUAUACAAAAAAAACUACACAUGUUUAACAUAACACAAUUUGAUGAGUUGGGACAUAUGCAUAUACCUAUGAUACCAUCACCUAAUAAUCAAGGACUUGGCUCAGCAAGCAAAAGAAACACUGAACAAAGGAGAGGAAACCAACAAAGAUAAAUUUGGAAGCACUGAAUGCAGCAAAACAAGAACAAUGGAUCUCAAGUUCAACAGUUCCAGGAAAUAUAUUUCUAUAACUGUCCCUCCCAAAACACAGACAAUGUCACCACACAUCAAGUCAAUAGAUGAUGUUGUAGUGCUUGGCAUAAAUCUCAGCAGAUUUAACAAACUUACUCAGUUUUUCAUAUGUGUUGCUGGAGUUUUUGUAUUUUACCUAAUUUAUGGAUAUUUACAGGAAUUAAUAUUUUCAGUGGAGGGUUUUAAGUCCUUUGGCUGGUACUUAACUUUAGUACAGUUUGCAUUUUACUCCAUAUUUGGCCUAAUAGAACUUCAGCUUAUUCAGGACAAAAGGAGAAGAAUACCAGGAAAAACCUACAUGAUAAUAGCUUUUCUAACUGUGGGUACUAUGGGGUUAUCAAAUACUUCCUUGGGCUACCUGAAUUAUCCCACCCAAGUCAUCUUCAAGUGCUGCAAAUUGAUUCCUGUUAUGCUAGGAGGAGUUUUUAUUCAAGGGAAGCGUUACAACAUUGCAGAUGUGUCUGCUGCCAUAUGUAUGAGCCUUGGCCUGAUAUGGUUCACCCUAGCUGACAGCACGGUUGCACCAAAUUUCAACCUGACCGGUGUGAUCCUUAUUUCCCUGGCACUGUGUGCGGACGCCGUCAUUGGGAACGUUCAAGAGAAAGCCAUGAAACUGCACAAUGCUUCCAACUCAGAAAUGGUUUUGUAUUCGUAUUCCAUCGGUUUUGUAUACAUUUUACUGGGAUUGACAUGCACUAGUGGAUUAGGCCCUGCAGUAACAUUUUGUUCAAAGAAUCCAAUUCAGACCUAUGGUUAUGCUUUCCUUUUUUCCCUCACUGGGUAUUUUGGAAUCUCCUUUGUUCUGGCUUUGAUUAAAAUUUUCGGUGCACUUCUUGCUGUAACAGUGACAACCGGAAGAAAAGCAAUGACUAUCGUACUUUCAUUUAUGUUCUUCUCCAAACCAUUCACAUUUCAGUAUGUCUGGUCUGGUUUGUUAGUUGUCCUUGGUAUAUUUCUCAAUGUUUACAGCAAAAAUAUGGAUAAACUAAGACUACCAGCACUAUAUGAUCUGAUAAACAAAAUAGUGGAAAUGAGAAAGUCAAGGACGUUGGCACAAACCGUAUAGUGAGUGAUUCAUCCUGUUUAAAACAGAACUCUAAGGGAGUAAUCAUCAAGUAAUUAACUUUCCAAAGGGAUUAUUAGAAAAACCAAAGGAUCUGAAGGCAUGCUACCCAUUUGUGGAUGGGUCACCUACGAAGUCAGCCUUUUCUUCAGGAUACUUGUUUAACCGUUUGACUUCUGAAGCAAUCAAGAGAGCCACAUCUGGCACGCCUUAGAAUCAAAUGUCAGUGCGAAGGACUGACAUUUCUUAGCAACCUGUUGAGAAUUGCACUGGAAAUGGACCAUGUUGCAAAACUAAUUGGAUAUCAUUAUGACAUAUCAAAGAAAUUGAUAUAAUAAUAUCAAUUAAUAGAUUGUUUUGUUUUCAUUCCAUUUUGGUGGUGUUAUUUAAAUGAUUCUCUGUUAUAAGAGUGAACUGAUGAUUUAAAGUCUAGAAAGAAUAACUUCAUUAUAAAUAAAAAUUAUUCUGUGAUUUUUUUAAAUAAA
Molecule: messenger RNA, 3848 nt
Organism: Acinonyx jubatus (cheetah)
Lineage: Eukaryota; Metazoa; Chordata; Mammalia; Carnivora; Felidae
Gene: SLC35B3
Product: solute carrier family 35 member B3
Exons: 12
Coding region: 2257-3366 (369 amino acids)
Biological process (GO): transmembrane transport
Cellular component (GO): Golgi membrane; endoplasmic reticulum membrane
Molecular function (GO): 3'-phosphoadenosine 5'-phosphosulfate transmembrane transporter activity
Source: RefSeq, a predicted model, not a curated record